CUCCGUCCUCCCCGCGGGUUGAGCUCGGCGAGCGCUGCAGCGCGGGGAGGGCGGGAGGAGGGCGAGCGGACGAGGGGGCGGGGAGGGGCGCGGGGCUGCGCGCUCGGCCGCGCUCUCUUUCGCUUUGGUCCGCGGCUGCAGGCGAGAGGACCCCCCCCCCCGCCCGCGCCGCUUUGAGGCUUUUUCCCCGGCGCCUCCCCGCCGCCCCCGGUCCCGGCGCGGGGCUCGGGGAUGCCCGCCAGCAUGUUCAGCAUCGACAACAUCCUGGCCGCCCGGCCGCGCUGCAAAGACUCGGUGCUGCCGGUGGCGCCCAGCGCCGCGGCUCCGGUCGUCUUCCCGGCCCUGCACGGGGACUCGCUCUACGGCGCGGGCGGCGGCGCCUCCUCGGACUAUGGCGCCUUCUACCCGCGGCCCGUGGCCCCCGGCGGCGCAGGCCUCCCGGCCGCGGUCGGCGGCUCCCGCCUCGGCUACAACAACUACUUCUACGGGCAGCUGCACGUGCAGGCGGCCCCCGUGGGCCCGGCCUGCUGCGGGGCUGUGCCGCCGCUCGGCGCCCAGCAGUGCUCCUGCGUCCCGACGCCCCCAGGCUACGAGGGCCCGGGCUCGGUGCUGGUGUCCCCGGUCCCGCACCAGAUGCUGCCCUACAUGAACGUGGGCACGCUGUCGCGCACCGAGCUGCAACUCCUCAACCAGCUGCACUGCCGGCGGAAGCGGCGGCACCGCACCAUCUUCACCGACGAGCAGCUCGAAGCGCUGGAGAACCUCUUCCAGGAGACCAAGUACCCGGACGUGGGGACCCGCGAGCAGCUGGCGCGGAAGGUGCACCUCCGCGAGGAGAAAGUGGAGGUCUGGUUUAAAAACCGCCGUGCCAAGUGGCGGCGGCAGAAGCGGUCCUCGUCGGAGGAGUCGGAGAACGCAGAGAAGUGGAACAAGACCUCGUCCAAGGCGUCCCCCGAGAAGAGGGAAGAGGAAGAUGGGGCCCGAGAAGGAGCAUCCCCGGAGCACAGCUGGUGGGCUGGUCAGCAGCUUGUGAAGGACUGGAGAGGCAGAGAAGCUUCUCGGUGCUGGUGCCGCCUGAGCGCUUGGGACAGGGAUGAAGACAAGAACAUGCAUUUUGUAUGGUUCCCCAGGCCACCGGGCAGCGGUUGGGGUGGGUGGAGACCAAGGGCCAGCAGGAAUGGUUUUUAAUGCUUCAACUUUAUUGAUUUUACAAUAAAUCCAUUUUAUAGAUAAGGAAGCUAAGGCUCUGAGAGCUUCCCGGGGUGGUGGACUUGUGUGCUAUCCAGGGAAGUAAUGCCCUUGUUCUACUUUCUUCGGCUGCCUGGGGUAUUUGUGGUACCGUCCUUCCAGGGGAAGAUUGUGCAUCCUGGUUGCGGAACCAGCACAUGCAGAAGGGCUUUUUACAAGAGGCGGCAUUUUUCCCACAGCAUUUUCAUGUUUAAAAGGUAAAAGUGACUCCUGGAGCAUGUGAAGGGACACUUACGAACUAUGGAGUAACUCUCAGACCGCCUUUUUAAUAAGGAGCAUCCCUAGGUGGAAGCAGGAGACAGCUGUUUGGAGGCCAGGUGUGCCUUGGGGGUGUCAGGGUCGCCUUGGUUCAUGUGUGACCUUGAGCAAAUUACCGAACACCUUUGGCUUUGCACCUUCUGUGACUAUAAAAUGGGCACAACCAGAAUAUCUGCUUCCCUGGGGUUGGUGUGGACACAAACUCAAUUAGAACAGCUGGCAUAGGAGAAUCCUUCAGCAUGGCUUCUAAUUUAAAAAAAAAAAUACUACUAUGAUUUAUAUUGUCAGACCCAGCGCUUCAAGAUUUAUGUACAUUAUUUCAGUUUACUUUUCAAGAAACUGAGAUGCGGAGUUCUCACCAUUUUCCAAUUGAGAAAAUUAAGGUUCAGAAAAGUUAAAUGCUUUAACAACAUUCAGCAUUAGCAAAUAAUCAUCUUUGGGCAUCCUUGCCCAAGUAAGUUUUCUACCGUAAUUGGAAAUGUUUCCACUAAUACCAGUUCCGGUGAGAAAUACUUAAGAGGCCAUUGCAUUCAUUUCAAAUGAACCUUAGACUUCAGACUUCCAUGGUUGAGAAAGCCUUGCCUUUCCCUACGCCCCUCCUCCAUUGCUGUUCCUAAGUACUGUCACCUGUCCCAUUGGAGACUGGUGAGCCUACAGGGGGAGCCAGGAAGAGCUCUGACUUCUACCCCUACAGUCUAGAACACUCUAACAAUGUAGGACCUAAGUGGGCAGUGUCAUUCCAGCCUGAGACAUCUGACAUUCCAGAACUCUAACUCCUGUGUCUCUGUCUGUGACUUACCCUUGGACUCCCUAUAAACAGGAAUCAUUUAAAAAAUGACCUGCAUUUGUCUAAUCUGGAGAGGUGGCCUUAUCAGGUGCCAGGGAGAGAGAGAUUGAAGGAGGAAGAGGUCCUCAGACAUUCCUCCCCCAGGAGCACUCGGUGAAAAGCCAGGACAAAUGGAGUGUGCAAGGGGGGGUGGGGGCAGAGCCAGGGAGCUGCUCUAGCUUGGUGACAAGACAAAGGUCCUUUCCUGUCUGUGUCUCCAUGCCGGAGGAUCCUGCACCAUGCUUCAGCCUAGGCCCAGCUCACUGGAAACGAACAUAAUAAACUAAUCUGGAGUGAAGAGGGAAAUGUCAGGAAGGUCUCAUACACCUCACUCACUUCCGGAUUCCCCAAUCAGCUAUGCGGCUCAUUUUGUCUGGAGCCAGGGAGGGCUAAUGUCAUGGAGCAGAGGACACCUGGGCUUCAAGAGCUGUCUUUGGGCCUUGUAAUUGUCUUUGGUGAGAAUUGGGAUCACAGUGUUGGAACGUGGCAUAUAUAUGUGCUGGAGGGGGCACUGCCUGAAUGGCCUGUAGCCUGUACAACCUUCCCUCCAAAUGAGAGUGUUGUCCCCAUUUGACAGUUGAGCAGACUGAGGCACAAAGUUAACACAAGGGCCCAAAUGAGAACUGUCAUCUUUAAAAGAUAAGCCUUUUUUUUUUUUUAAAGACUUUAUUUAUUCAUGAGAGACACAGAGAAAGAGAGACAUGGGCAGAGGGAAAAGCAGGCUCCCUGUGGGGAGCCUGAUGCAGGAUUCGGUCCCAAGACCCCGGGAUCCCACCCUGAGCCAAAGGCAGAUGCUCAACCACUGAGCCACCCAGGUGCCCCAGGACAAGGCCCUUAGUUUCCAUAAAUUGGUCUGCCUCGCUGAACUAAGCAUUCUUUUUGGUGGUGGUGACAGGCUGUGCAUAAAAGUUCCCCUACAGCAAAUGAUGCGGGAACGAAUGCACUUGCCCCUGGGGGACGUGGGGAUUAAUCUGCCCUAAAGUGCCAGAAAGAUUCUGGCAAAGAAUGACAAUGAUAGCCUCUCCCAGGAGUCUAGCACUUUCCACCCCAGAGCCCUUCCUACAUACAUCUCUGGCCCUCUGCAGGUGAGAAUCAGCAGCCCAUUUUGCAGAUGAGAAGUAGAGGUUCAGACAAACUAAAUGCCUUGCUGGGGACACACAGUAAAUGGCAGAUCCCCCAAACCCCAAGCCUGAGCAGACUGUCCCGCACACCCCUUGGGGUGGCAGCAAGGUAUGAGGUAAUGGCUUCCAGCUGCCCCAGGGCGAAGGAGGGCCCUGGCUUCGGGCAGCUGACAAGCACCAAGAAGGUGGGGGUGGGGGCGGUGUGGCAGGGGAAGAAACCAGAUUCUCGGGUUCUGGGUAUACCGCGUGGAGGGUAUGUUCUCACCAUUGUUGCAGUGGGUUGGGGGGGUGGGUGGAAGGGCCUGAAAACAAGUGCUUGAUCAACCGUACCCCUGGGGUGGAUGUGUCAGUGACGGUUCUUGAAUCCAGUUGCCUCUUACUGACUUCUGAACUUUGAGCUCAUGUCUUAGGAGCCUGGUGUGAAGGAUGCCCUUUCAAUGGGUACCUGUGAGAUGGAAGCUGGUGGAUUCCUCUUGUUUCUUUGUGUGGGGGAGGGGAGGAACUGGAGGCUGAGAGGUAGGGGUCACAGGGCGCUCUUUCUGAAUUGUGCUCAAGUGGAAUUGUUCCCGCACCAGGGCUCCUCCCCCACCGUGAGGAUCUCCUCCAGUCAGGUCCCCCCCAAUUCACUGUCCCUUGUUCCUGGCACGUUGCAAACGCAAACCUCCACCUUAAGGAAGGCGGAAUCCCAGCCUGGGGGCCUGCAGGGGUGUGGGGUAGGGGUGGAGAGUGACAGUGGUGUGGCAAGUGGACUGGCUGGGUGGCUGGUACAGGUGUGCAUCUGGAUGGGGCCACGUGCUCAGUCCCCUGAGUGACCCUGGAGAGGUUCCUUCCUCACCUGCACGAUGGGCUCGGCUGGGGGAUUAGAGAUAAUGUAAGAACCCAGCAGAGUGUCUGACACAUUUAUUAUCGUGCGCUUUGAAAAACACCCUCCAAUUGUCUGGAUAAUGCCCUGCCUGCAUAAGUAGGUUGGAGUUAGGAAUUAAGGAAUGCCCCCUUGUUUUUAAUUGUCCCUGGCUUAGGAGUUUAUGCGUGACCGCAGGACACAGACUGUAGUGACAUUAAAUGUGACUGCGGUGGAUUUAAGACGAGGUGUGAUAGGUUGUAUUCUCCCUAAGAGGUUUAGGACAAGGAGAUGUAGGGUGAAGGAGAGAAUGCCCAGGGGUGUGGGUUCGGAUUCCACUUCCGAGUUUUAUGAAAUGACCUUGAAGUUUUGCAAAAGUUAAAAAUGAAAACAAAACUGCUGCAGCCAGCGCACAGCUCCCUGAAAGUUCCAGAAGAGACGAAUAGGCAGCUGGAACUUUCCGUUGCGGGGGGCUUCUCACUCUUUGGGGAGACACGGUGUGUCCCGAGGCCUGUCCCUAGACCCAUGUUGACAACACAGAAGACCUCUGGCUUGGUUUUAAAUCUGGGAUGGGGAGAAAAAGCCAUUGUCUUUUCAGUCCAAACGACCCACGGAACGAGCAGGAUAAAUUACGGCGUGUUGCGGUAUUUUUAAGUGUGUCUAUAAUUUUUGGCUUCCAGCAGCCCUCAUUUGUUCUCAAGUGUCCAGCCCUGGGAAGCAUCAGUGAAGAGAGAUCUUAAUCCCACUCUCAAACCCUCUCUUCCUUGGGAGUUCGAGACACUUGUACCUUCUGUUUUGCUAAUUCCGAGGUCCUCUGGAGUCUGCUGACCAGAGCAAGCGACCCACCUACCCCUACCUACCGGGUCAGUUGUGUGAGCUGCAUUUUGCAGAUUGUCCUCCCUCCGUCCCUCCCUUAACCUGAGCAGAUUUAUAGAAGCUAUAAUUAGUGAGGUAAUUUUAGCUGUGAUGGACAGAGUUCAAAACUGUCUAUAUCCUUUCCCCGAUCUGCCCGUUGGAUAAUGCCGAGCCCGGGAAAUGCUUCCACCCUGUUGCAUUAUCGGGGAGGCUCCUGACCCCCGAAAAUGCCAGCACAACGGGUUAAAGAGACCAGUUCUCUUUGUCGGACCGAGCGAGGCCGAGCUCCUUCCCUGGCGUGAACAUUGCUUUCCUCCGGCUGUUGCCCUGUUCCCAGUGCUCAGGACUCACACAUGGUAACUUGUUUAACAUUUUUCGUGGGGGAGGAUGGGGCGGAGGCAGGAAUAUCUUAAAAGUAAGCAUUUUUCAGAGGAAUAAACCACCAUGUCCUGCAGCCUGCAGUGAGAAAGAUGGGGUGCUACAGGUGCAGUGUCCCAAGUGGCCGUCCGGCACGUGGCCACGGGGCUGCCCUGAGAAGGGACAUAGCGACAAGGGCCUCCCUCCAGCGAGGGGGUGAGCGUGUGGCUUGGGAGGGGCUCCCCCAGCCAGGUAGGGGCUCCCUCCCGGCAGGCCAGCCUCGGGGCCGGCGUGGUCUGGAUCACACCAGCCAGUGUUUGACCAGCCGGCCUCACCGUGACUGUGUCCCCUUUAAUCGUGUCCCAAGCAAAUUAUUGACAUCACCCAGCAAGGCCUGGAGACGCUUCUUUCCAGAUGGAGUAUGGCUAAUCCUCCUUUGAAAAUCCUCAAAGUGCUAACUAUGGGACCAGAAAAAUAAGACUGCCCUUCUCCAAGAAGCAGGGAGGCCCAGAGCGCUUGGAAAGUCCCCCCUCUGCGAGGGAGACUCAGAACUCUGUGAAGUCGGAAUCCCAGCUGGUUGUUUCAUCUGAAGAUGUUCAGACUUGGGGCCAGAUGGCUGGGACAUUAGGGGAUGCGCAUGUUCAACAUUGUUUUGUAUUUGAGGAAUAAAUAUUUAAAUCUGAAACCAAGUGAAUCACUUUCUACUGAAGUGGGGCAGGGAUGGAAAGUUGUGUGUGCUUCUUGAUGUAGCCCCCUGCCCUAAACAUAACCCCAGGGCGUGUGAUUCCUGCCAUGCUGGGAACCUUUAAAAAGGGGGUACCCCCUUGGCGGGCUGGUGCAGGACACCAGAACCGUGGUGGUGGUGGUGCUUCCUCUGCUUUAGGGUUGCCAGCUCUGUUUCGUGUCUGCUUUUACCCUAAGACCCCCAAGGCGCAUGGAUGCAAACUGGGGACCCCCGUCCCUUUGUCCUCAGCUUGGUGAAAACUCCCAGGUUCUGUUUCAGCUCGGACCGGUGUCGGAACUGGUCUCUGAUACAAAUGUCAGCGGCUGAAGUCUUAAUCCUUUUCUGGACUGUCAUUAAAACUCUCAAAAGAU
This is a messenger RNA of Canis lupus familiaris (dog), 6601 nucleotides long. It is a transcript of the gene GSC, whose product is annotated as goosecoid homeobox. The record is from RefSeq and is a predicted model, not a curated record. Gene Ontology annotation, molecular function: RNA polymerase II cis-regulatory region sequence-specific DNA binding; DNA-binding transcription factor activity, RNA polymerase II-specific. Gene Ontology annotation, biological process: regulation of transcription by RNA polymerase II. Bases 232 to 1188 code for a protein of 318 amino acids. The transcript has 4 exons. Gene Ontology annotation, cellular component: nucleus. Lineage: Eukaryota; Metazoa; Chordata; Mammalia; Carnivora; Canidae.